CUCCGUGUCCUCCGGGGCGCGCUUCCGCCCGGCCGUGGCGCAGUUCCGCCCGGCCGUGACGCACUCCCGGGGCCCGGCGGCGCGGCGCGGUGCGGUGCGGGGCACGCCGCCAUGCCCGGCCAGGCGGUAACGCUGCAGCUCGGCCACUACGCGGGCUGCGUGGGCGCACACUGGUGGGGGCUGCAGGCCGCCGAGCUCCGCAGCCCCGCCGAGCUCCGCAGCCCCGCCGAGCUCUGCCCCGCCGAGCUCUGCCCCGCCGCGCUGCUCCGCACCGAGCAGGAGCCGGGCGGGCAGGAGACGUUCACGCCGCGCUUGGUGGCGCUGGAGCUGAAAGGCGGCGUGGGCGGGCUGCGGCUCGGCGGUGCGGACCCGGAGGCACCGGUAGCCUGGGAUGGGGAGGUCGACGCCUACCUGGAGUGCGACUCGGGCGGGAGCGCCGCGCCGCGGGACGCCGGGAGCCGGACGGGAGGCGCUUCCAGCGGUGGGAAGCGAAGCCGCAGCGCUGCCGCCCCAGGCACAUCUCCAGCCUCUUCCCGACUUGCUGCUUCCCAGGAAUUUCCCUCUGGCAGCAGAGUGCAGCUCUGGUCUGAUUACCUCAGCGUCCGACUGCACCCUAAGAGCCUCUACGUGCUCCACCAGUACAUGCACGAUGGGGAUUGUGGCUGUCUGGAAGCCUUUGGGCAAGGUGAAAGCCUCCUGCAGGACCCUGGCUGCGUGGAGGAGGUGGAAGAUAGGCUGCACUUCUAUGCUGAGGAGUGUGAUUAUCUGCAGGGUUUUCAGGUCCUCUGUGACCUCCACGAUGGAUUCUCUGGAGUCGGUGCCAAGGUGACAGAACUGCUCCACGAUGAGUACUCAGGCAAAGGGAUCUUGACCUGGGGCUUGACUCCAGUCAUGAAGGAUGGAGGAGAUCAUCAUCAGAAUUUUUACAGACUGCUGAACACAGCCCUGGGCAUCGUCCACCUCUCCACUCACAGCUCACUCUUUUGCCCCCUGUCACUCAGUGGGAGCUUAGGAAUCAGGCCACAACCUCCUGUCACCUUCCCCUACAUCAACUGUGACGCAUCAUUGAACUACCACAGCAGUGCUGUUCUGGCAGCAGCUCUUGACACCCUCACAGCUCCCUACCGCCUCUGCUCCUCUCAGGGCUCCAUGAUGCACCUUGCAGAAUCCCUCAACUUCUCUGGCAGAAAGGUGGUAGCUGCUUGGGCUUCUGUCCCCUUUCCUUCCAUACCUGGUUGCUCCCUCGCAGAUACUUUGUGUGCCUACCAGCAGGAGGUGCCCUGGAAGCUCCUCUCUUCCUGGAGGGAGCAGAAGGUCAGCUGCUGCUUUGCUCAGUCUGUUGUGCUGCGAGGGAUUGGCAGAGAAAGCAGCAGCAGCCAGUGCCCAGCAAGGCAGCCUCUGUCUGCACUCCACAGCUGCGGGAGCAGCGAGCAGGUCCUGCAGCACUACCUGCACACGAUGUUCCCUGGGGCAUUCAGCACAGCUCUCCUGCUCCAGCAGCCCUGCAGCACUCUACCUCCAUACCCCCAGUUUUUUUCUCCUCUUCUGACCAGAGAAGGCUUCCUCCAGGACAGACCUCCCAGUUACCCCUCAGCAGCUGUGGAAAGUGUCCCUGUCCUGGCAGCUCUGCAAUCCUCCUCAGUUCUGCAGGGGCUGCUCCGCAGCCUGCACCGGGACCUGCAGAAGCUGAAUGUGCGGCGCUGGUUCAGCUUCUUCUCUGCUGGGGUGGAAGAGGACAACUUCCAGGAGGCCUUAGAGGAGCUGAGGACUCUGUCCCAGUGCUAUGAAACAGGGCUGGAAGCAGAUGAGUCUGAAGAUGAAGCAGAUUCUGACUAAGUCACCUUUAUUACCAGAGCCAGAAGACCUUCAGAAUCACUUUGAAAAGGAGAAGGCUUUGAAGGUGGUGGCCUAAGUGCUCCUUGCUUUUCAUUUCAGCACCAAGCCUCUUAACAAAGCCUGCUUGAAGUUGUCCAGGUUGUGUUGUAAAGGAGGAGAAAAAGCUGCUUUUUUUUUUUGGGGGGGGACACAGGGGGGUUGGUUUUGUAGUUUAAAAAGAACAAACCCAAAAGAACUUUGUCAAGUUGCUUUGCUCUGUGCCUUGGGGUGAGAGGACACAAUAAAUACAGGACUCAGACUGGAACCUUCCUCACAGCUACAAUCACCACGAGGUGGGGG
Pogoniulus pusillus (Red-fronted tinkerbird) is the source of this 2175-nucleotide messenger RNA. RefSeq names its product misato mitochondrial distribution and morphology regulator 1 (gene MSTO1). Lineage: Eukaryota; Metazoa; Chordata; Aves; Piciformes; Lybiidae. The transcript is spliced from 14 exons. Gene Ontology annotation, cellular component: cytoplasm; mitochondrion. The record is from RefSeq and is a predicted model, not a curated record. Gene Ontology annotation, biological process: mitochondrion organization. Bases 112 to 1836 code for a protein of 574 amino acids.